UUUUUGAAGACAUCAUAUAUUCUGAGUUUGCCGCAACAAAUCUUUGCAAGGGGUUUCUUCUUGAUUAUGUUUUUAGACGCAGCUGGUACGAGCAGGGAAAUGGAAAUUGAGAUUCAGAUCAGCGAAGCCCUUUUUGUUGAGAUGGAGCUACAAGACAUGGAUGGAUACAAGAGAGGACCCGAUUACGUUGAAGUGAACUGUGGAUGCACUAGUAGGAAGUAUGGCGAUGCUAUAGGAACCCUUAGAGUUCAUGCAAAUGGCCAAUUUCUGAUAGCCUGCGAUUGUAGUUCUGGAUGCAGGGAGCAGAGAUUCACGCCAUAUGAAUUUGAGAAGCAUUCAGGGAGAGAAGGUAGCAGGAAGUGGACCAGCCACUUAUGGGUGCUAAUGAAAGAUAAAAAGGUGCCCUUGUGGAGAACCCCAUUGCUCAAGUAUUAUAAGCAUACGGCUAACGGGGCAAGUGGGUCGAUGAGACGAAUAUUUCAUCGUGAUGAACUCAUUCAGUGCUCCAAAUGCAAGAAAGAACGCAGGUUUCGCCUGAGGACCAAGGAGGAGUGCAGGAUCUACCAUGAUGCUGUGCUCAAGAAAAAGUGGAUUUGUGCUGAUAGGCCUUACGACAAAAUAACCUGCAAUGAUGAUGAAGAGCGGGCCAGCCGCAAGAACAGCAGAGGUUGUCCUCGGGUACCGGCUUGCGAUGGCUGCACUUCUUGCGUCUGCUUUGGCUGCCUCAAGUGCAGGUUUAUUGACUGCAACUGCCGCACUUGUGUGGAUUUCAUGCAAAACGCCGCACCUUAGGUUAUGUUUCCAUUUCGAGUUGUCCGCACUUGCCCAUGCAAGUGCAGAAAAGAAGUUUCCUAGAGUUCUGAUUUUCAAGUUUUCCUGAAGAGCAGGUUAUUUCAAUAAAUUCCUUGCUGUUUCUGAAUGAACAAUGGUGUUUGCCAUGUCAUAAUUAUAUAUGCAAUUUACAAUAUUUUCCAAUUCCAAUGUAUUUGAACAUAUGUGUACCCUAUGGGCGAUAGGGAUAUAUA
Molecule: messenger RNA, 1025 nt
Organism: Manihot esculenta (cassava)
Lineage: Eukaryota; Viridiplantae; Streptophyta; Magnoliopsida; Malpighiales; Euphorbiaceae
Product: protein ULTRAPETALA 2
Exons: 3
Coding region: 67-792 (241 amino acids)
Cellular component (GO): nucleus; cytosol
Molecular function (GO): zinc ion binding
Source: RefSeq, a predicted model, not a curated record